GCUGGGCGCUGCUGGGCUGCGGCGGCGGCGGCGGCGGCGGCGGCGGCGGUUACUAUGGCGGAGUCGGCCGGAGCCUCCUCCUUCUUCCCCCUUGUAGUCCUCCUGCUCGCCGGCAGCUGCGGGUCCGGGCCCCGGGGGAUCCAGGAUGGAUCUGGGAGAGACGAUGAGGAUUGUAUUCGAUCCCCGAUGUACAAACCCUGGGCUUUGACUUCUCAGCAGCCCUUAACCUUCCAGCUAUGGGAGAUCAAGUGUGUGUUCUGUGGCUCUCCUCUCUACUAAAAAUAAUGAUUCUCAGCUCUGCAGUGUGCGUGUACCAGCUGCCUCCAGGCCAACUACACGUGUGAGACAGAUGGGGCCUGCAUGGUUUCCAUUUUCAACCUGGAUGGGAUGGAGCACCACGUGCGCACCUGCAUCCCCAAAGUGGAGCUGGUCCCCGCUGGGAAGCCCUUCUACUGUCUGAGCUCCGAGGAUCUCCGCAACACCCACUGCUGCUAUACCGACUUCUGCAACAAGAUCGACCUGAGGGUGCCCAGUGGUCACCUCAAGGAGUCUGAGCACCCUUCCAUGUGGGGCCCCGUGGAGCUGGUAGGCAUUAUUGCUGGCCCAGUGUUCCUCCUGUUUCUCAUCAUCAUCAUUGUUUUCCUUGUCAUUAACUAUCAUCAGCGUGUCUAUCACAACCGCCAGAGACUGGACAUGGAAGAUCCCUCAUGUGAGAUGUGUCUCUCCAAAGACAAGACGCUCCAGGAUCUUGUCUACGAUCUCUCCACAUCGGGGUCUGGCUCAGGGUUGCCCCUUUUUGUCCAGCGCACAGUGGCCCGAACCAUCGUUUUGCAGGAGAUUAUUGGCAAGGGCCGGUUUGGGGAAGUGUGGCGUGGCCGCUGGAGGGGUGGGGACGUGGCUGUGAAGAUUUUCUCUUCUCGUGAAGAACGGUCUUGGUUCCGGGAAGCAGAGAUCUACCAGACGGUCAUGCUGCGCCACGAGAACAUCCUUGGAUUUAUUGCUGCUGACAAUAAAGAUAAUGGCACCUGGACACAGCUGUGGCUCGUCUCAGACUACCAUGAGCAUGGCUCCCUGUUUGAUUAUCUUAACCGAUACACGGUGACGAUCGAGGGGAUGAUUAAGCUGGCCUUGUCUGCGGCUAGCGGGCUAGCACACCUGCACAUGGAGAUUGUAGGUACCCAAGGGAAGCCUGGAAUUGCUCAUCGAGACUUAAAAUCAAAGAACAUCCUGGUGAAGAAAAAUGGCAUGUGCGCCAUUGCAGACCUGGGCCUGGCUGUCCGCCACGAUGCGGUCACAGACACCAUCGACAUCGCCCCAAAUCAGAGGGUGGGGACCAAGCGAUACAUGGCCCCCGAAGUGCUCGAUGAAACCAUUAACAUGAAGCACUUCGACUCCUUCAAAUGUGCUGAUAUCUAUGCCCUCGGGCUUGUAUACUGGGAGAUUGCUCGAAGAUGCAAUUCCGGAGGAGUCCAUGAAGAAUAUCAGCUGCCAUAUUAUGACUUAGUGCCCUCUGACCCUUCCAUUGAGGAAAUGCGAAAGGUCGUAUGUGACCAGAAGCUACGUCCCAACAUCCCCAACUGGUGGCAGAGUUAUGAGGCACUCCGGGUGAUGGGGAAGAUGAUGCGGGAGUGUUGGUACGCCAACGGCGCGGCCCGCCUCACCGCUCUGCGCAUUAAGAAGACCCUCUCACAGCUCAGCGUGCAGGAAGAUGUGAAGAUCUAAGCCUCUCCCUCCCUUGCACGCAGCCCCGGGCGGCGGGAACUACACACGCAGCUGCCCUGUUGAGCGUACGAUGGAGGCCUACCUCUCGUUUCUGCCCAGCCCUCUGCGGCCAGGAGCCCUGGCCCGAGAGAGGGACCGAGCCCGGGAGACUCCCUCACUCCCAUGUUGGGUUUGAGACACAGACACCUUUUAUAUUUACCUCCUGACGGCAUGGAGACUCUGAGAGCCAACGGUGUGGAGAACUCGAUGCCACAACUCGAACUGGCUGUGGUGGGAAGUCCCGCAAAGCCCGGGGCACCUGGCGGGUGGCCGGGAGGACCCAGGAGAGGCCGAGUGUCGCCAGUGCCCAGCAGCACUGAGGGUUUUCCUCCCGGGACCAGCCAACCCCAGCACUCCGAGGUGGCCCAGAGGCACCGCAAAGUACAGCCCCCUCUCACAGGCAGCUCUGGACCCCGGGCUCCCCUCCUCCCUCCCGCGGACAUCUGGAGGGACCGCCAGUGGGGACAGGGUCUGCCGCCUGUCUGUCCAGCCGUGUGUGUGUGUGUGCGCGCGCGCAUGUGCCGAGGUGUGUCCCCUGUUGUGCCUGGUCUGUGCCACGCCCUUACACGUGUGUGUGUGUGUGUGUGUGUGUGUGUGUGUGUCGGUGCGCACUUACCUGCUUGAGCUUUCUGUGCAUGUGCAGGUCGGGGGUGUGGUGGUCAUGCUGUCUCUGUGCUGGUGUCUCUGUUCUGUAGUGAGCAGCAGCCAGUUUCCCCGGUGCCCUUCCCAGAGGUCUCUCUCCCGGCCAUGAACCCCAGAACCCCCAUGCCACAGUGGGGCUCCCUGCCCAGCAGGCUGCUCCACCCGCCCCUGUGUCGACACCUCCAUUUCAGACUGUGGAACCAAAGCUGGCCCAGUUGUCCCUGUCAGGCGAGGCUUUGGGGUCCAAAUGGGAGGCGGGGGGUGGGGGGGCGGGGAGAGAAUCUUGGCAGAAGUCUCGGGUGUUGCGGUCAGUGGCAACCGUGGGAAAUGAGCCAGCCCAAGGGCAUCGUCCUCAACGGCAUCAAGGAAGGGCCAAGGGAUUUUAAGCCCACAUCCUGGGACUCAGAUUGGAAUGUCACAUCUGUCUUUCAUAUCCCAGAUUCUGGACACAGCAGUGUAUAUUUUUGGUGGUGAUGGGUUUAGGGUGGGGAAGGGAGAGGGGGGCAAGGAGUGGGGAGGGAGUCGGGGGUGGGAGGGAGGCAUCUGCAUGGGUCUUUUACUGGAUUAUCUGAUCACGGUGGAGGGAAGAUGUGAGAUUUGCACCCACUUCAGGGGCCCUAUGAAAGGGAACAGCCCGAGCCAAAUCUGUUCUUUUAACCUGAGUAUAGUAUUUAAUGACGUCUAGAAGCACGGUUGUGGGUGGUGGUUUGCUCAGCAUCUCUUAGGUAUAUCAUAACUUUGAAGCCAUAACUUUUAAACUGGAGUGUUUUGGGUUGUUUUCUUCCUUCUUUCCUUCCUUCCUUCCUUUUUCUUUUUCUUUUCUUUCUUCUUUCUUUUUUCCUUCCUUCCUUUCUUAAUUUUAUUGGAAGGAUCUGAAUUUUAACUUUUUUUAAUAUUGUUAAGUUUUUAUAAAAGGAAAACCAUCUCUAUGUGAUGAUUACCUCUCAAUCUCUUUGUUUUUAAAGAAAUUCCUACAAAACAACGACAAAAAAAAAAAAAAAUCCAAUCAAACGCACAUAGCUUAAUCACACUGGAAAUGUUUGUCCUUGCACCUGAGCCUGUUCUCACUGAGCAGCGAGAGUUCCUCCCUCUUUGCCCUGGAGGUUAGUCUCUCUUGCACUGUGCGCCCCCUCCCCAGCCCCCAGUUCUGUGAGUGGUUUUUGCAUCAGGGCCCUAGACCUUUGUGCAUUGUUCAGCUGGUUGCGCCUUUUCCUCCAGGCGCUUAUUUAACGGAUGUUCGCUGAGUGUCUGUUGUGUGCCAGGCCCCGUGCUGGGCGCUUGGGAUACGUGAUGUGAGCAAGACAGACGUGGGUCUCCCUCUUGGAGCACUGAGGAAGGGGCUCAUUCAGGUUGGUGGGUGCCUGUUUCAAGACCAGAAGUUUGUAUAGUUGGUUCUGAGAGCCUUUUGAGCCUGGAAUGAUUGCUCUUAGAGAAGACCACUGAGGAGCAGGAUGCCUCCCCACCCCAAAGAGCCCGGUGGUGGGCAGUGAGACCCUAAAUCACUGCAUUCAUUCUGAGCCCCCCUCCUGCCCCCAGGGGAGGCAUAUGAUGUAUGCAGCCUAAGAGCAUGCCCGCCUCCAGCCCAGUGAUUCUCUGCCAAAGCUUGUGGAGGAGGGGCGAGUCUCCCUGCUUACAUGGGUCUCCCAAAUGCUCCUGGUCUUCCUAUUUAUUUUCUUGAUGUGUUGCUUCUUUCCUUGCAUUAAAGGAGAUCUUCACCUCACCCUUUGGGCCAAUUUACUGGCUACUGACUAAUUUCCCUUGAAUACCAAUUGUGUCAUUAGGGGGACCUUCUUUCCCCACCCCUGCUGAUUCUCCCCCCCCCCGCCCCCCCCCCGCCCCGCCUGUCUGCCCUGCAGCAGAACCUGGCAGGAUAGAGGCGGUGAUGGAACUUAGACUCCUGUGCCCCAGUCACAACCAGCCUCUGGGAUCUGCCAACACUCCUCGACCCAGGGACUCCCAAGCCACUAGCCUGUCCCCCAGGGGGCCCUUCCGGCCUCACCGCACCUUGGGGAAGACUGAGCAGUUUUUUGGGAAGCCCCCACCCCUAUCCCCACCACUCUGAACACCAAGAGUUAGGAGUUGGGAGAGCUGGGGAGAAACUAAAGCCUAAAGCCGUGGUUUUUGGCCCCUGGGGCUAACCCUGAUCCAUAGGGCUACCUGCACCUCUGGAUUCUGGAUUCACAGACCAAGUCCAAGCCCGUUCUUACGUCGCCAUCAAGGCCCCCGAACGGCAUUCUCGGUACUUCUGUUUGUUUUUGUACAUUUUAUUAGAAAGGACUGUAAAAUAGCCACUUAGACACUUUACCUCUUCAGUAUGCAAAUGUAAAUAAGUUGUAAUAUAGGAAAUCUUUUGUUUUAAUAUAAGAAUGAGCCUGUCCAAUUUCUGCUGUACAUUAUUAAAGUUUUAUUCACAGA
Molecule: messenger RNA, 4818 nt
Organism: Mirounga angustirostris (Northern elephant seal)
Lineage: Eukaryota; Metazoa; Chordata; Mammalia; Carnivora; Phocidae
Gene: ACVR1B
Product: activin A receptor type 1B
Exons: 10
Coding region: 361-1722 (453 amino acids)
Biological process (GO): cellular response to growth factor stimulus; activin receptor signaling pathway; nervous system development
Cellular component (GO): plasma membrane; activin receptor complex
Molecular function (GO): activin receptor activity, type I; activin binding; ATP binding
Source: RefSeq, a predicted model, not a curated record